UGCCCCUUUAUUUUUCUCAAGUAGUAUGACUCAGUGGCUGGACAGUCGUAUUUUUCUCUACCAUACGAAGUAUGACCAUUCAACAUCUUUCAAUUGAAUGUUUAUAUUGAAUAAUUAUUUGUAUCAAUAAUCCAUGAGAAAUAUGUAGAACAAUUGGUUAUGGUACUUCUUGUGAUGUGUAUUGCCGCGUCCUAUAUGCAAAAGCCAUUCCACAAUCUGUAAUUCGUGAUAGAAUAUCGCCUGAAAUAUUGAAAGAAAUUAUGUCAAGAAAGAAGCAUAAUAUAUCGUAUAUUAAACCGGACGAACCAAAAUUUCUCCGAGAUCUAAAAGAACAAAUUGGAUACAAAGAAGGCCCCAAUGUCGAUACAAAGAGAGAAGCGUUACCAGAAGUCUCUGACGAUGAGAAGGAGGAGUUGGCUGAUGAGAAGCCUGUUGUGGUCGUACUUAACUCUGGUGAUUUGACAGCAGAAGAGGUAGAUGCCUUUAAAAAACAAAAGGAAGAAGAGGAAAGUAAUGCUCCUGCUGAUCUAUCUAAAAAGGUUAUAUUUCGCAAGACUAAAUCAGCAGAAACAGAGUCCGAUACAAACACUACAGAUAAACCAGCGAAAAAGAAAGCCAAGAAAGCAAAGCAACCUCAGAAGAUUGUCUUGUCCUUUAAUGCUGAUGAUGAUGAAGACAAUGUUGGAUAACAUUAAUUAUAUAUCUUUAUUCAAGUGUAUAUAAUAUCUAUAAGGAAUUUAUAUUGUAUAUAAUAGAACACAUUUAAACUUUAUAAAAUUUUACAAAGAUUACAUAAGAAAUCAGCCUCAAGAUAAUUUUAAGGCAGUCUUAAGUAAAUAAAAAAUUGCACAACAGCA
Messenger RNA from Odontomachus brunneus, 857 nucleotides. RefSeq lists its product as uncharacterized. The coding region runs from base 261 to 689 and encodes 142 amino acids. The transcript is spliced from 4 exons. The record is from RefSeq and is a predicted model, not a curated record. Lineage: Eukaryota; Metazoa; Arthropoda; Insecta; Hymenoptera; Formicidae.